AUAACACAUUUAUCAUUUUCUUCUCCAAAUCUUCAUGAUUGUAUUUGUAUCCUUGUCAAAUUUUCCUUUCUUUUCUAUUUUUGUUCCUUUCUUCUCUCCUAGUGGUUUGAAACUGUUACAGUUAAAAUAAUCAUAGACAAAGUCAAGUGCAAUUGCUCUUCCUUUUGUAGUUGGUCCCCCACAAUAGCAAAGUCAUUUUUAGAGUAAACAAUCAUACUUUGUCACAAUAGUCAUCAAAAUUAUAAAAACAGAGUAUUUAAAUAUGUUUUUGUUUGUAAAUUUGGUUUUUGUUCUAGUGAACAUAGAAAUAUUGCAUUUUAUAUAUAGAAUUGAAGUUUGACUCAAAUUUCUCACUUAUUCACUUUAAUAGAUGAAUUUCAAUGAAAUUACUAACAAAAUGCAUAUAAAAGGUGGAUGAUCCAAUCAGUAAUUAAUAGCAGGCGGUCCAGCAAAUCGUGGAGGAGGCUAUGAUACCAUCUUAGAAUUGGAUAUUGGGUCUAACUUAUUCUUACAAAAUCGGCUUGUAAGGUGAGGAUUGACUCUACUUUAUAAACACAUAUUGUCAUCUCGCAACCGAUGUGAGACUUGUUAACAUAGACAAAAUGAUUAUCGAAAAGUUGAGUAGUUCAGUUGAUUUGAGUCAAAAAUUAAUAAACCAAAGUUCAAACCCUAACAAAGAAAAAUAAUACUAAAAUUAAACAACUAUAUACCGACAUUAGAUAUAAAAAAAUUUAAAAAGGCAAAAUGAUUAUUUAAUGAUAGUUUUUCUCUUUUUCCAAAAUAUAAAAAAAAUAUUGAAUAAUCUUUUGUCCCAACUUGCAAGUGGUAGAACCAUUAUACUCUGUAAGCAAUCUUCAAACUUACCCAUUUGCUCUUCACAAAGUUCCAAUCUUUAUCACUUUUGCAUCAAACCCACAAACAGAACCUUCAGAAAAUGCCAGAAUCUGAGGAAGAAAAUCAAGACUUUCCUCCCAAGACAAAAACAUCCUUAGAGGAACAUGUUUGUGCUAUGGAUUUUGAUCUUGAUUUAGAAACUUCAUGGCCUUUGGAUCACAUGUCCUUUAUCUCAAAUCCCAUGUCACCUUUUCUGUUUUCCACUAUCUCUGAUCAACCUUCAUCUCCUUUAUGGAAUUUUACUGAUGGAGAAGAUGAAAAUCAUAACAAGCUUGCAGCUUCAGCUUUCUCUGAUUGCCACAAAAUCUUCUCUUGUGAUUCAAAUUCAAUAACUGAGAAGCCGGUGGAGAAAGAUGACAACAAAACACUUUUGCCACCCCUUUUGCCACCAAUAGAACAUUUGGAUAGAUAUUGUGGAAUCAAGGAAAAGAUGACACAAGCGCUUCGCUACUUCAAAGAAUUGACUGAAAUGAAUGUUCUGGCUCAGGUUUGGGCACCUGUGAGGAAUGGUAAUCGGUUUGUACUUACAACUUCAGGCCAGCCUUUUAUGCUAGAUCCGCAUAGUAACGGACUCAAUCAGUAUAGAACGGUCUCCCUGAUGUAUAAGUUUUCUGUGGAUGGAGAGAAUGAUGGAACUCUUGGACUUCCUGGUCGAGUUUUUCAGCAGAAACUCCCAGAAUGGUCUCCUAAUGUUUUGUACUAUUCUAGUAAAGAGUAUCCCCGCCGAGAUCAUGCUCAACAUUACAACGUUCGGGGAACCUUGGCUUUGCCUGUAUUUGAACCGUCGUUGCCGUCAUGUAUCGGUGUGCUAGAGUUGAUAAUGACUUCGCCAAAGAUUAACUAUGCUCCCGAGGUUGAAAAAAUCUGCAAAGCACUUGAGGCAGUAAAUUUGAGGAGUUCAGAAAUUUUGGAUCAUCCAUUCACUCAGAUUUGCAAUGAAGGGCGUCAGAAUGCAUUAUCCGAGAUCUUGGAGAUAUUGACAGUGGUGUGUGAAACUCAUAAUUUACCUCUAGCCCAAACAUGGGUUCCAUGUAGGCAUAGGAGUGUUUUGGCUCAUGGUGGUGGUUUCAAGAAAAGUUGUUCGAGUUUUGAUGGUAGUUGCAUGGGGCAAGUUUGCAUGUCAACAACCGAGGUAGCAUCCUACAUCAUAGAUGCUCAUUUAUGGGGUUUCAGGGAGGCCUGUGUCGAGCAUCACUUACAACAUGGUCAAGGUGUUGCGGGGAGGGCUUUUUUGUCUCAAAACAUGAGCUUCUGCUCUAACAUUACACAAUUCUGCAAAACAGAUUACCCUUUGGUUCAUUAUGCUCUCAUGUUUGGGUUAACAGGCUGUUUUGCGAUCUGUUUGCGGAGUUUUUAUACAGGAGAUGAUGAUUAUGUGUUAGAGUUUUUUCUGCCUCCUGGGAUCACAGAAUUUCAUGAACAGAAGACGCUCUUGGGAUCCAUAUUGGCAACAUUGAAAGAACAUUUUCAGAGUCUUAAGAUUGCUGCUGGCGUUGAACUUGAGGAAAAUGGUUCAAUUGAAAUUAUUGAAGCAACAGAUGAAGGCAUUCGUCUUAGAACUGAAUCUAUUCCAAUUGCUCAAUCUAUUAAAUCACCAUUUAUACCUGAUGCCUCACCAAAUAUGGAGGAGGUACCACAGGAUGAUCCAUCAGGGAUUCAUGGUGAAGACAUAGGUGGAAGCAUCAAUCCAAUGUCCCCAUUAGGAAACAAAAACAUAAAGAAACCCUCAGAGAGGAAACGUGGAAAAACGGAGAAAUCAAUUAGUCUUGAAGUUCUACAACGGUAUUUCGCCGGGAGUCUUAAAGAUGCUGCAAAAAGCCUCGGCGUUUGCCCUACUACAAUGAAGCGCAUAUGCAGGCAGCAUGGGAUAUCCCGUUGGCCAUCUCGAAAGAUCAACAAGGUUAACCGUUCCCUGUCCAAGCUCAAGCGUGUUAUUGAAUCUGUCCAAGGUGCUGAAGGAGCGUUUGAUUUGAAUUCCCUCAGUAAUAAUCAACUUCCAAUUGUUAGUUCUUUUCCUGAGCCUUCUACUCCGAAUAAGUCCAACCAGCAAGGCUCAUUAAACAUCAAGCCAUCAGAGCCUCAGAUGAAAGAGAAUGAGUUUGACGCCUCUAAAGUAUCAGAAACAAACAUACAAGCUGUAAUGGAAGAUCAAUUACUAGGAGGAAGGAAACAUAGUCUUGAUAAAGAAGUGAUUAAUGAUAAAGGUGUGUCUAUUCGGGAAAUUGGGAACGACCGAAAAAGGACUAGAACUAGGAGUGGCUCGAGCGAAGAUAGCACAAAUCCUGCUUCUCAUGGUUCAUGCCAUGGUAGUCCACCAAAUGAAAUUUCAACUGUAAAAGAUCUAUUCAAUCCAUCCAACAAUGAGCAAUGUAUUGUGUUGAGGGGAUCACCAGAGUCGAGAGUGCAGCCAACUAAUGCAUUCAACUCUCCAACUGCUCACUGUUUGCCUGACAACGUGCUAGCAGAACUUCAAGAGCCAUUCGGAGGAAUGCUAAUAGAGGACGCUGGAAGUUCGAAAGACUUGAGAAAUUUGUGUCCUUCGGUAGCUGAGGCCAUUUUGGAGGAUAUGGCUCCAGAAGCUUGUGGAACUAAUCUUCCAGGUUCAUAUAUGGCUCCUCCUAAACAAUGCAUGGAUACUAUUAAUAAUAAUAAUUCAGUGAUGCCUUUCGCAGUUAGAAAAGAAAUGAAAACCGUGACUAUUAAGGCAACAUAUAGAGAAGAUAUCAUAAGAUUUAGGGUCUCUUUGAACUGUGGCAUUGUGGAAUUGAAAGAAGAAGUUUCCAAAAGAUUGAAACUAGAGGUUGGUACAUUUGAUAUCAAGUACAUGGAUGAUGAUAAUGAAUGGGUUUUGAUAGCAUGUGAUGCAGAUCUUCAGGAGUGCAUGUUUGUUUCAAGAUCAUCCGGAGGAAGCAACAUAAUCCGGGUUUUGGUGCAUGACAUAACGUCGAAUCUUGGAAGCUCUUGUGAGAGCUCAGGGGAGUGACUAGUGUUGGUACAUACUACAUAGGUUCAAUUUGUAAACUAGUGUUUUUGUUUAGGUCCUUGUGAUCAUUAGGCAGAUAGGUAAAAACAAUUGAUUUUGGUUAAGAUUUGCUCAAAUUGUAAGAAGUUUGAGAUUAGAUUAAAGAAUUUUCACUCUAUUAAAUAUUUUCUAUCAGCUCAA
Trifolium pratense (red clover) is the source of this 4057-nucleotide messenger RNA. Its product is annotated as protein NLP6-like. The record is from RefSeq and is a predicted model, not a curated record. Gene Ontology annotation, molecular function: DNA-binding transcription factor activity; protein binding. The coding region runs from base 935 to 3877 and encodes 980 amino acids. Lineage: Eukaryota; Viridiplantae; Streptophyta; Magnoliopsida; Fabales; Fabaceae. The transcript has 5 exons.